Messenger RNA from Cyphellophora attinorum, 1674 nucleotides. RefSeq lists its product as uncharacterized. The coding region runs from base 1 to 1674 and encodes 557 amino acids. Gene Ontology annotation, biological process: regulation of DNA-templated transcription. The record is from RefSeq and is a predicted model, not a curated record. Lineage: Eukaryota; Fungi; Ascomycota; Eurotiomycetes; Chaetothyriales; Cyphellophoraceae. Gene Ontology annotation, molecular function: zinc ion binding; DNA-binding transcription factor activity, RNA polymerase II-specific. The transcript has 2 exons.
AUGCCAGGAGUUCCAACCUCGAAGGGCUGCGAGGCUUGCAGACGGCGGAAGAAGGGAUGCGAUCUUGCUCGUCCUAUCUGUGGGCGUUGUGCAAAGCUCGGCAUCAAGUGCGUUAACAGUGGAGUGGGGCGGCUCAAAUUCGUGGAUGAGAAUGACCGGCUCGCAAAGCAGAAUGCGUCUCCUGAGCGAGACUCUUCGCCCUCAACAGACAGUUCUGCCUCGUCCUCUCCUCCUAGCUCUGCUUCUGCAUUCCAGAUAGCUCGUCUCAACAAGUCUGCCAUUGUCAGUCAUGCCACUGGGGCAUUCUGGCUAGCAUACGUGCCAGUGGAGAUUGCCAACACACCUCUUCACUUGGUCACGGAUAUCGCAUCGUCAGGUUGGAUCCGACUUGCGCUCCAACAUGCGCAACAAGAUCAAGGGCUGGAGGAUGCCGUUGCAGCACUCGCGCUGUCUCGUAUGAGUCGUCAGACUGGCGAUGCUCGAGCCAGGAAGGAAGCACUGAUGUUCUACGGAUCGACCGUCCGACAUGUUCGCAGGUCGAUCCUCGACCCUGACAAGGUGAAUGACGACAGCCUGCUGGCUACAGUCAUGCUGCUUGCGAUCUUCGAACUCCACGAAGGCACAUACCGACGAGACACGGCCUGGGGUGCACAUGUCGACGGUGCUUCCAAGAUCAUCAGCGCUCGAGGGGGCUCAGCCAUAGCCACCGACUUCGGCCGCACUCUAUACCUGAGCCACUUACGAGACGAGCUAGUAUAUGGCAUCGGCACCCGCGGGAAGUCGCGAAAGAGCAUUGGCGAAACAACAUACCUGCCAGAUGACAACGACACGAUGGAGAUUCGGCUCGCUCGCAUACUCAGCACCAUGCCCGUCAUCAUGGAAGAAGCCGAUCGACUGCGCUCCGUACGCAACCCAACCCGUCUGGUCCAGGGCAUGGGCGCUCUGCUUGGGAUGGUCGCAGCUGUCCUCGCGGCCCUCGAGGACUUCUGCGACACAUUGGCGCUUCAAGCACACCCCGCGCCACUCUACAUCGAGCUCCCCUCCCAACUCUACGCUGCAUUACCAUCCGACAGCCCCGAGCGAGUCUUCUCCGAGUACCUGCACUUCUCCUCGCUUUCUCUCGCUGACCCAUUACUCAUGGCCUGGACCUCCAUGCUCCUCCUGCACUCCACCAUCUUCCUCGCGUGGGAGAACACCCGCAUACAGCUGCCGAGCAUCCACAUCGACACCAUCCUUCCAAUCAUAAAUCAGAUCCCAAACCACACCCCUGCCUACAUCGAUGGCUUGACCCUCCGCAUCGCGCAGUCCCUUGAAUACUUCAUCCUGCCCGAGAACGGCCUCCUGGGCGCCGAGUACGUCAAGUACGCCAUCCCCAUCGCGAUGGGCUACAUGGCAUUUUGGAAGUGGCCAGAGCAGAUGUGGUUCAAAGUAUUGUUCAAGCGGAUGAAGGAGCUGAACUUGGGAGUGGAGGGAUUUCUGGCGGACAUGUUUCGUGGGCAGGAGUUGAGGUUGAUUCGGCCGCUGGAUGAUGACGAUGGAUCAGAGCGGAGGCGUAUGAAGGUGUGGAAUGGGUCGGUGUUUUCGAGUGUGACGGCGACGUAUGAGAGUAAGGAGGACGAGGACGAUACCUCGCCGCGCGCUCCUGAAGUGUAUGUCCCGGCCAAAAAGUGGUGA